UAUCCAGCCCCUCCUUGCCCCCAGCUGUCAUCCCUCUUCCUACACCUGGCUCUUCCCCUACUAGGACUGAAUUAUCCGUGACUUACAAAUAGAUUCAUCUCUCAUCAGAGGAUGAGUAAACUAACAGAAUUGUCAUCUUUUGAGUGCCUACUUAAUAUCUAGCCAACUUUGAAUAUUUCCAGGUAGUCCAUGACACUGCUUUCUUGGACUUGCUAGCAGUUGUCUAUCAGAUUUCUCAGGGGUCGAGGGCACAAGUUCCCCUUGGAAAAUCAGAAAUACAAUAUUAUUAACUCUUGACCCUCCAAAAUCCUGCUUUUUAAUACUGCAGCAUAUUGCCGGCCAUAAACUUUAAUGAUAUUUAACAUAGAUAUAUUUUAUGUACUGUAAAAUACACCCUUUUAAUUAUACAAUAAGCUUAAGUCCAUAAAUUUGAGGUGCAAAUUUAUAGGCAUCUAUUCUUUGUAUUUUGCAGUUAGGACUGUCAAAGUUUAUCGGCCAGUCCAGCUUGCAAUAGCAACCUGAAUCCUUAUGUAAAGAACUUCAAUUUGUAUGUUAGGAAAAAUACAAAUAACGUAGUACUUCAAACAUUUGCUAUGUGUAUUCACCCUGAUUUGAAGCCUGUAGAGUUGAAAGUUCACGUCUGAAAACUAAACCUUUCAAAUGAACUGUAUGUGUUAGGUAUUCUUUUUACUUAUUGUCAGGAGAAAGAAUAGAUUCUUUGGUGUUGUCCAAUACUUUUUAUACCUAGUUAUCUUAUUUAACUGAUGUAACAACCAAGGGCAGGGGGAAUAUGGAUCUGUUGAUGUUUUUUUCCCAUUUUUAAGUGCUGUAUUUAUAUCACAACUGCUGUGGUUACUUUUAUGUAUUUUCCCAGAACUUCUGAAUGUUUUCCAUACAGUAAAAUGCUUUAAGAAAUUGAAUUGGGGCAAAAAUUGGACCUGUUUUGUAUAACUUGCAUGAAUUGUGCUUGUAGGACAAAUAGAAACAGUUUGGCACAAACAGCAUAUAUAUUAGUAUUCUGUACUACUACUAGUAAUAGUAAAGAAUAAUGCUCUGUAUUUAAUUUAGAAGUACAGUAAGCACUUUAUGCUGACAAUUCUAUGGCCAGAUUAUAACUUGGGGAAUUAUAUAGCCAUCAUUGAUAUCAUCAAGUCCUCGAAAAUGGUUUAGAUUACCAAAUGUAAACAAACUAGUACAUAUUGUUGUCUCCUCAGCUACAUCAUUCAAACUCAACUUUUGCAAGCCCUUGCAUAGAAGAAGGAUUUUUCUCUCCAGAUAAGAAGGCAGUGAAAGUAGAACAAAAAUUUCAAACUUAUCAUGAAUUAGUAAAUGCUUGCUACCUUUAGAAGUAUUACAAUUGCACAAACUGUAUAUUUACACAAAGAAUACCAGUAAGUUAAAAGAAUUUUUGCUAAAAUCUAUCCCAGCAAAUGUCAAUAAUUAAGCUUCACAAGCUAAAUCUGGAUUUUCUUGAAUGCAGGCAGCAGACAGAGACAGGGAUAGGGAUAAGGAUGAGAAUGGGGAUUUGGGUGCGGCAGCAGAAUCAGUGAGAGAGGGACAUUCUCCAGUGGACUAUGGGAAAGAUCUUAUGGGUGUGGUUAGUCUUCAGAAGUUUGAUGGAUCCUGGACCCUGGAAGAUGUGGUGAAGAUCACAUCACUGCCUCGCUCGCUUCUUGCUGGUGCAACUAAGUACAAGAAUGAAACAUCCUGGGCCACUUCAGUGGUUCUUGCCUUUUUGGAGGUGAAAUACUCUGCCGAAAAAGAUGAGUGGGCGUUGCUGGCCAAUAAAGCUCGGAUGUUCAUAGCAAGAUGUGGUGACGAUGUAGAAGCUCUUAUGGUGGCGGCUAGAAAAGUCUUGGCUGAAAACUGAAAAUACCUUUGCGGAACAUUUUUUCCAUAUAUACUACUGUAUAUUCCUGUAUUUGUAGAAAUGUUUCUUGUUUGAUUUGUUUGAAUAAUUACAAAUUUUUCUAGUUAUAUUAUUGAUUGUGCUGUACUAUAGUAUGUUAUCUAGUGAUUAGGUAAUGAAAAAGUUUUCUAGGCUUAAAUUUUUUAUGUACGUAUAUUGUUAGUUUUGAAUAAGUACAAAUUUUUAUAGUUGGAUUAUAUCAUUUUGAUGUAUAGUAUGUUAUUUACUGUUUGGAUAAUUUACACAUUUUUCAUGACUGAUUGUACAUUAUUUUGAUGUACAAUAUGCAGUCUAUUGUUAAUUACACACCUGCUGUGUAUACAGUAUGUACAUGGAAGUAUUUGUUAGGUUUGCCAUUCAUUGAUACAAAAUUGCAAUACAUAUACUAUUUAAAAACCUAAUUUUUUUUAUCAUAGUGUAACGAUUAUCACUAGACAGGUUAACUAUAUGUAGUACUAUAUGCCAUAGUAUACUAGAUUAUGCAUUUAAAUGUGCAUAUUUGUAAAUAUAACAAGAGUUAGUGUUUGGGUGGUUUUUAUGCAUUGUUUCACAUUACAGUAACAAGAUUGUAUUUUACUCCAGGGAAUCUCCUUUCUCCAGUGGAUUACAAGAGUAUUUUUGUGAUGUGAUACUGUAUAUUACUCAGAAAGCUGACAAAAUGUAGAAGAGAGGCUAACAGAUUAUAUAGCAUUUUUAAUUAGCAUCAUAUUAAAGUAACAUAAAAUUA
Macrobrachium nipponense is the source of this 2636-nucleotide messenger RNA. RefSeq lists its product as uncharacterized. The transcript has 2 exons. The record is from RefSeq and is a predicted model, not a curated record. Lineage: Eukaryota; Metazoa; Arthropoda; Malacostraca; Decapoda; Palaemonidae. Bases 1475 to 1870 code for a protein of 131 amino acids.